Candida tropicalis MYA-3404 is the source of this 399-nucleotide messenger RNA. RefSeq lists its product as uncharacterized. The transcript has a single exon. Bases 1 to 399 code for a protein of 132 amino acids. The record is from RefSeq and is a predicted model, not a curated record. Lineage: Eukaryota; Fungi; Ascomycota; Pichiomycetes; Serinales; Debaryomycetaceae.
AUGACACGCAUUUUUUUUUUUCAAGUUUUAUAUAGCACUGGAGAAGUUCAGAACUAUUUAAGCUCAUACAGUGUUUGUUUUACUAUGGUCAAACCUUUACCACUUAUCGAAUAUCAAUUUACUCCUAAAGAUACACUUGAUUAUUCUCGUCUAAGGAAAUAUGGUCAUUUAAUAUUAUUUGUUACAUGGUUUCUAUUUAUCAUUUCAGUAAAUUCAAUAUUUGAACUAUGGAGAUAUGUCAUCCUGCCUUUAUCAUCACUGCUACGUGAUAAUCUAACGAUUUACUUUGAGACACUUGAUUCUUAUGUAUUUAAGCUAUGGUGUAUUUAUAUUGUUUGCUGGUGGUGGGCGUUAAUAUCCUGGUGUGGAUUAGAAAUGUUUCGUAAUUCUAAGAAUUGA